AAAAAAAAAACAGCCUUACAGGUGGUUGCCUUAGCGAUGGACGGGGAGUCAGAACUGAACCCUGCCGUAGCAGAAGAGGCAGCAGGGGAGCGGGUGGAGCCCAUGGAUGCCACUCCCUCCCCCGAGCAACAGACCACGCCCCCCUCCGAGGAGGCUGGGGAGGCAGUUUCCAUGGUAACGGAAGAAGAAGAAGAUGAAGCCACAAAGGAGGGUGGCACAGAGGACAAUGCUGAUGACGAUGUGGUUCUGGUAGGGGAGGAGGAGGAAGAGGAGGAGGACCCCCAGCCUUCUGCCACGACCCCUUCCCAGGACACGCCCAGCACAGACGGCCCAGAGCCGGCUGCGUCCGUAGACAUGUCCACGCCAGCAGAGGUGACCCCCAGUUCUCCUGCGUCUUCCAGCACAUCCACGACGGCGGCGGAAGCGGCGCCUUCCAAACCUCCAACCACAGAGGCAGAGCCCAUCGUCAUUGACGAUGAGGAGGACUCUGAACAGAAAGACGUUUCCUCCUCCUCGCCAGCGCACCCUGGAGGCUCCUCAGAGUCCCACUCGCCAGGCGCCCUCAGCAGCACGGAGCCAGAUUCAGAGAUCAGGAUCGCCAGCGUCACCACGCUGGGCUCCAGUAGCCAGAAAGAAGAAGAUUCCACUGUCUCUGCAGUGAAUACGCCGCCGCAUCCAGUGGACGUCCAGGAAGACAUGACCCUGAUGAUAACCUCGGUGACAUCACUGCAGGGCGACGCGGCGGCUGACACAGCGGCAGGUGAAGGCCAGGCGGAGGAAAACGGUCUGCAGAUUAGCAGCGCGUUCAGCUUGAAUCCCGACACCCCAUCUGGUCGACCGACAGCCUCCUUCAACCCAGGGCGGGGCUCGGGCCCCAUGGGCCAGCUGGUACAGAACGGAGACACGGGGACGCACAACAGAGCAGACUCGUGGAUCUCCCAGUCAGCUUCAGUCCCUCGCAACCAAAAACAGACAGGGGUCGACUCUCCGUCGCCGGCCACCUCGCUGCCCAAACCUCCAGGCCAGUCUUCCUCGUCUACUUCCUCCUCAGGCUCCCAGCCGCAGCCCCGGACAGUCAAGGUGACCUGUGCCAACUGUAAAAAGCCUCUGAAGAAAGGCCAAACGGCCUACCAGCGUAAAGGCUCCACACACCUGUUCUGCUCCACCACCUGUCUCUCUGCCUUCUCACACAAACCCGCCCCCAAGAAGAGCUGCACCAUGUGCAAAAAGGACAUCACAAACAUGAAAGGCACCAUUGUGGCCCAGGUCGACUCCAGCGAGUCCUUCCAGGAGUUCUGCAGCACCGGCUGCCUCGGCGCAUACGAGAACAAGCAAAACCCGCCCAAAUCGGGCAUCAAGACCAAAUGUACUGUCUGCGGCAAGCUCACAGAGAUCCGGCACGAGGUCAGCUUCAAGACCGUGACCCACAAGAUCUGCAGCGACACGUGUUUCAACGUUUACCGCAGGGCCAACGGCUUGAUCAUGAACUGCUGCGAGCAGUGUGGCGACUACCUGCCCAGCCGAGCGUCAGCCAACCACUUCCUGCUGGUCGACGGCCAACAGAAACGCUUCUGCUGCCAGAACUGCAUCAGGGACUUCAAGCAGGCUAACAGUAAACUUGCUACCUGCCUGACUUGCAAAACGCUGAUCAAGACGGGCGAGGUGCUGCACAGCCUCGGAGCGGGCGGCACUAUGGGCUCCUACUGCUCUGUAAACUGCAUGAACAAGGGCAAGCUGGCGUCGACCUCCUUCAUCAACACAGAGCCAACGUGUCACUUCUGUAAGAGGAACUCAUUACCGCAGUACCAGGCCACGCUGCCGGAGGGAAACAUCCUCAACUUCUGCAGCUCUCAGUGUGUUACCAAGUUCCAGAACGCUACUCUUCAGACAACCACCAAUGGACAGACGGCGCUCUCCACCACAAACAACAGCGUCCAGCUGAAGUGUAACUACUGUCGAGGAGCGUUCAGCUUGAAGCCCGAAAUUUUGGAGUGGGAGGAUAAGGUCUACCAGUUCUGCAGUAAGACGUGUUGUGAGGACUACAAGAAGCUCCACUGCAUCGUGACGUUCUGCGAGUACUGUCAAGAGGAGAAGACGCUGCACGAGAUGGUCAAGUUCUCCGGAGUCAAGAGGCCUUUCUGCAGCGAAGGCUGUAAGCUGUUAUUUAAGCAGGACUUCAUCAAGCGGUUGGGUCUGAAGUGUGUCAGCUGUAACCACUGCAACCAGCUCUGUAAGCGAGGUUUGACCCGGCAGCUCGGCGGUAUGAUGCGGGACUUCUGCAGCGAGGCCUGUUCCAAGAAGUUCAACGACUGGUACUACAAGGCGGCGAGGUGCGACUGCUGUAAGGUGCAGGGUAACCUGACGGAGUCGGUCAUGUGGAGAACAGAGAUGAAGCAGUUCUGUGACCAGGAGUGUCUGUUGAAGUUCUACUGCCAGCAGAACGAGCCCAUCAUGGUCACACAGAAAGGCCCCGAGAACUCCACCCUAGGUUAUGAAAUGCAUGGGGCCAAACUUGGGAUGGUGAAUCAGGGCACCGCGGCGUACGCUGGUGGAGGUUUGAUGAGAGACGUCAAGAACAAGGCCGUGCUCUGCAAGCCGCUCACGCUCACCAAGGCUACUUACUGCAAGCCACACAUGCAGAGCAAACUUUUACAGACAGAUGUAGACGAUGGCGUGAAGAGGGAGUAUAUUCCUGUACCCAUACCUGUACCUGUCUUCAUCCCCAUUCCCAUGAAUAUGUAUUCCCAGUUCACUCCUACUCCGGUCUCUCUGCCUGUACCGGUCCCCGUGCCUGUGUUCCUGCCCACCACCCUGCAGGGGGCGGAGCAGAUCAUCCAGACCCUCAACGAGCUGAAGAACAAGAUGACCUCUUACCCUCUGGAGGCCGACCUGCUCUCUGUGGCUGACAUCAUCACAGACGACCAGAAGCCAGAUGUGAAGCUGGUGAAGAGGGAGCGUGGAGGAGUGGAGGCCUCCAGCAGCAGCUCUGAGGAAGAAGAGAAGGAGGAGGAGGAGGAGGAGGUGGAGAAGCAGAAGGAGGAAGAGGAGCAGGAGGAGGAAGAGGUAGAGAAGAUGGAGGAGGUGGAGGAGAAGAAGGUGAAGGAGGAGGAGGACCAGUAUGAGCCCGACCUGGAUCUGGAGGCAGACUUCCCUCAAGCCUCAGACCCUGUUCCAGUCCUGGAGGGAAUGGACGAGGACAUGGGCUUCUCUCUACCUCCAGUCCUGGCUGAGGAGUCGGAGGAGUCGGCACCUCAACCACAGCCCAGGAGACAAGGGAACAAGAGACGGGCGGUGGAGGAGGGCUCAGAUCUGGCCUCGUCUUCUUCCUCCCAUCUAACAGACAGAUGCUCAGAAGGACGGUCGCUACCUCUCAAAGCUCGCUACGGCAUCAAUGCCUGGAAACGCUGGGCGCUGUCUCCUUCUGACCAAUCAGACGACGCCAAAGUAAAAGACCGCUCCAAACCAGCUCGGUCUAAAAGUAACCUGUUGUCGCUGAGUUCAGAGGAGCUGAACGUGGCUCUGUCCCGGUUUGUCAGGGAGGUGUGCCGGCCCAGCGGGGAGCGCUACUCUCCAGACAGCAUCCUCUACCUCUGUCUGGGGAUCCAGCAGCAUCUUCAUGCCAAAGGCCGGAAGGAUGACCUGUUCAGUGACCCGUGUUACCAGCAGUUUGGAGAAGAGCUCAACAAGGUCCUGAAGGACUGGCAGCCCAGCGUGCUUCCUGAUGGCUCUCUGUGGGGUCGCGUGGAGGAACAGAGUCUGUGGAGCAGCCGGCAGCUCGGCGAGCAGAGUCCGGCCGCUCUGCUGCGCUCGCUGGUCUACCUGAACACCAAAUACUUCGGCCUGCGCACCGUGGAGCAGCACCUCCGCCUCUCCUUCGCCAACGUCUACGGCCCCGACACCGUCCAUCCUGUCACCAAGGAGACCACCGUCUGCAUCCGCGUGCCUUCCAUCUCUCAGGACCACCACGUGCAAACAGAGUCGAGGAAGAGGAAGCGUACGUUGGAGGACGGCGAUCAGGACUACGAACCAGACGACGACUCGGGAGGCUCCACCGUUCGUUGCCCGGUUAAGAAGCACGAGUGUCACCUGUACGACCUCUACAGAUCCAAGUGCCCGGCGUUGUUGCGGGAGCGUCUGGACGUCUUCUACGUUCAGCCGGAUCCGGCCUGCGGUCCCGACGACCCGCUGUGGUUCAGCUCCACGCCGCUGGAGCGACAGAUCCUGGAGAGCCUCCUCACCAGAGUCCUCCUGGUCAGGGACGUUUACACAGACAAACAACACCUGGAGGAAGACGAAGAGGAGGAGGAGGAGGAGGAAGAGGAGGAGGAAGAGGGUAGUGCGAGGCUGAUCUAAAAGAGUUGGCAGCUGGUAGGUUGAAAUUCCAUCUUCGAUGCAAUCAGUAGUUGCAGAAAAAUAGAAACGCAAGUAGGUUUUUUGCAGCUAAUCAUGCAACUAUAAGUGCUACUUUACAUUUUAAAGGACGAUUAAACACUAAAUAUUCGACACCAGAACAAUGGAGUGCUCCAGGGAUAUUAUUGUAGGCUAACCAGGAAGUUAGCAUCGCCCUGGUUCCCUCCACAAAAAGCCAACGAGAUUGUUCCAUUGGGUUUUGGAUUACUGCAGAAAAUCAGCUCUCCAUAUAAUAAUAAUCUUCACAAAUGAACACCACUUUACACCACAGUCACAUGAGCGCGAGUGAAAACAACUAGGCUGUAAAGGAAGACGAGUCGGCGCGAUGACGUUUAGUAGUCUCAUUUAGCCACUUGUUAGCAACCUCCUUUUUUAAGACACAUAACCAAAUAUUUGUUAAACACAAAUUAUUACACGAGUAAAACGUUCGCUUCCGGUGGCGAAGCAUCUUCGCAUCGCGUUGGGUUCAACUUUGGUGACAUUUUCAAAGUCGCAGCCUCAACCGAUAGCAAACACACGUGUGUUGUUGACCCUGCUUGUAUCGGGCCUUAAGGUCGUGACCUAAUAUGUAUUUUGAAAGUGAUGCCGUGUAGCACUCAGGAUGAAAACCUCCAGACUUUCUGUUGCCUUUUUCCCUGCAUAAAGAUGGAAUUUCUGACUUUCCAGCAUGUCUUGAACGCAGCAUAAAGACCUCUUCCUCCCAGUCAGGCCGACCUCCUGGUAUCAUCUCAUAUCUCAUUAGAACUUGGGCUGCUUCCCAUUUCCUUCCCAUCAUCCCCCUCACCGCUCUUCCUCUUGUCAGAACUGCUCUCAGGCGAAAACCCCGCCGGCACCACGGAGGACUCAGAGGAGUCGGGUCUGAUCCCAGGACAGUUAAACCUCUCGCUGUGUGUGUGUGUGUGUGGCGCGGGUUUAAAGGCAACCCUACCGACAUGCUGCGUUUCUUUAUAGGACAUUAGGGGGGAACCUCCAUUCACGCCAUGUAGCAUUACGUGCAUACUAAGCCCAGGUUGGGUCGCUCUUUGAAGUGUAAAUAUCUCUGGCGGUUAUUUAGAGUCGACACGGAGAGAGAAACACCCACUGAAAAACCUUCAGCUUGAAACAAACCUCCCGAGAAGCCUUUUUUGUUUUUAAAGAAAAGACUGAUUAUUUAUUUAUCUCUUUAUUAGUUUAUCCUCUUUACGUUUAUGGGUGCCAUUUUCUUCUCAACAUCUGCUGCAGUCCCUCGCCUCUCUCGUCCAUUUAAAAAGGGUAUUUGUGCAGGAACCUGCUUAAACAUGAAGGACACGGAUCAUUCAGAGACUAUUUUUCAACGUUUCCUUUAUGCUUCCCCCCCCGUGUUUGUACAUCUCCUUUUUAAACUUUAAAAACUGAGCACCUCUUCUUCCAAACUGUUUUAGAGUGCUAGCACUGCAGAGUUAUACCGUAAUAACCGAUUGGUUGGACAUUUUUUGUCUUCAUGAGCUAAACAUGUUUUACACUAUCCGUUGUUUCUUUAUUUUUUUAUUUAUGUGAUUAAAGUCCCCUUUUUUUUACUUUUCAUUUUUUUGAGUUUGCUUUCUGAAUGUUUCAAUAAAUUUGGAGAAAGUGUCGUCAUGUUUAAAAUCACGUGAAAGAUUAUUGGAGGAUUGUUUUUUUGUAUUAGUUUUCAUUUAAAUAUACACCCAAACAAAAUGUACGUUUCCACAACCAGUGCUCAAAAUAUAUAAGGAACGCCCUCCAGAUGAUGAAUGAAUGAAAUUUCUCCUGACUGAAACUGGUUUAACUUUUUAACACUUCAUUUUAGCUAAAGAGAGCAGGUGUUCCUGUUAUUUUGUCCACUCCUUUGUGCAUUUAUGACAACAUUUCAGGAACUAAAGGUUUUGUGGGUUUUGGAGGAAGAACCCUGGUCUGGAUUUCUGACACCAGAUCAGCGUCGCCGGCCCCAAAAACCUUUUUAAACUUUGGAAGUGAACCCCACCCCCACCCCACCCCCCGGAUCGGAGGACCCUGGCUGAUGUUUUUUCCCUGCUGGACUCGGAGGCGCUGACCGGACCUACAGCAGCCGCUGUGGCUGGACGUUAACGCCUCAUGUGAAUGUGCCUAUCUGUAUAUACUGAAAGUGAGUGAUUGUGAGUCUGAUGCUAUGUGUGUGGGCUGAUCUGCUGAUACGGUCAUGUUAAAUAAAUGAUUUCAUUUUCUAACCAGA
Sebastes umbrosus (honeycomb rockfish) is the source of this 6598-nucleotide messenger RNA. It is a transcript of the gene zmym2, whose product is annotated as zinc finger, MYM-type 2. The record is from RefSeq and is a predicted model, not a curated record. The transcript is spliced from 27 exons. Lineage: Eukaryota; Metazoa; Chordata; Actinopteri; Perciformes; Sebastidae. Bases 37 to 4353 code for a protein of 1438 amino acids. Gene Ontology annotation, molecular function: zinc ion binding.